UGCCGGGGAAGACCAAAAAAUUUCGGAUUUUCCAUAUCAACGAAUAAUAGUAGGCUAAAUUCAGUGUUCGAGAUGGUCAUUGCGAUCGGAUUCGAAGGGAGUGCCAAUAAGAUAGGCGUUGGAAUCGUAAAGGAUGGGGAAGUGCUGGCCAAUGAACGGGAAACGUACAUCACACCGCCCGGUGAAGGAUUCCUCCCAAAAGAGACAGCCCAGCAUCACCGGUCACGUAUUUUGGACAUUCUGAAACGUGCACUAGCAGCCUCUGGUCUUUCGCCACAGGACAUCGAUGUAGUUUGUUACACCAAAGGACCCGGCAUGGCACCGCCGUUGCUGACCGUAGCGAUCGUCGCCCGUACGGUGGCCCAAAUAUGGAACAAACCGAUACUGGGGGUGAACCACUGCAUCGGCCACAUCGAGAUGGGUCGUUUGAUAACGAAAGCAGCGAACCCCACGGUACUGUACGUAAGCGGUGGCAACACGCAGAUCAUUUCCUACGCUUGUAAACGGUACCGGAUCUUUGGUGAAACGAUCGACAUUGCGAUCGGUAACUGUUUGGAUCGGUUUGCCCGGAUCAUUCACCUGUCGAAUGAUCCGAGCCCCGGUUAUAAUAUUGAGCAGAUGGCCAAGAAGGGUCAAAACUAUGUUCCACUGCCAUACUCGGUGAAAGGGAUGGACAUGAGCUUCUCGGGCAUCCUAUCGUUCAUUGAGCAGAAAGCACGACCAAAGGGAAGGCAGGCACGGAAGGCCAAAGUGGAGGACGCUGACCAGUGGACGGACGAAGAUUUGUGCUUUUCGCUGCAGGAGACCCUGUUCGCGAUGCUGGUAGAAACGACGGAACGUGCUAUGGCACACACGGGUUCUCGUGAGGUUCUAAUUGUUGGGGGUGUUGGGUGUAAUGUGCGGCUGCAGGAGAUGAUGAGUGUGAUGUGUGAGGAGCGAGACGCAAAGCUGUUUGCCACCGAUGAACGGUUCUGCAUCGAUAACGGAGUCAUGAUUGCGCACGCCGGCUGGGAAAUGUUCCGCAGUGGUACGCGGAUGGCUUGGGACGAAACGACGAUCACGCAACGCUUCCGAACAGACGAGGUCGAAGUGACCUGGCGGGAUGAUUGAUGUACCGAAAAGUGGAAUAAAAUGACUCGUUGGUUCCUUGUUUCAAUAUAACAACUAAACUUUAUUCG
Messenger RNA from Anopheles darlingi, 1178 nucleotides. RefSeq names its product tRNA N6-adenosine threonylcarbamoyltransferase (gene Tcs3). Gene Ontology annotation, biological process: tRNA threonylcarbamoyladenosine modification. The record is from RefSeq and is a predicted model, not a curated record. The transcript is spliced from 2 exons. Gene Ontology annotation, cellular component: EKC/KEOPS complex; cytoplasm. Lineage: Eukaryota; Metazoa; Arthropoda; Insecta; Diptera; Culicidae. Bases 73 to 1110 code for a protein of 345 amino acids.